UAAACAUCAUUUAAUUAAUUAAAUCACAACAAAAUCCUAUUAUUAUGGCAAUGAAAAGAGAAAUAUCAGCAAACUCACUAGCCGGGCUAGACAUAGCAGGAUCCUUCUUUACACCAAUCCAACACGCCGCCCCACCAUCCCCAACCAAACGCCACAUCAAAAUCUCCAUCAUUGGCACCGGCAAUGUCGGCAUGGCCAUCACACAAACUCUCCUUACCCAAGACUUAGCCGACGAGCUCGCCCUCGUCGACGCCCUCCCCGACAAACUCCGCGGCGAGAUGCUCGACUUGCAACACGCCGCUGCGUUUUUACCUCGUACUAAGAUCGUCGCAUCCACGGACUAUUCCGUGAGUGCGGGAUCUGAUCUUUGUAUUGUUACUGCCGGGGCUCGUCAGAUACAUGGCGAGUCCCGACUUAAUCUUGUUCAAAGGAAUGUUAGUUUGUUUAAGAAUAUUAUUCCUCCUUUGGUUGAGUUUUCCCCUAAUGCUAUUUUGAUUAUUGUUUCUAAUCCUGUUGAUGUUUUGACUUAUGUUGCAUGGAAAUUGUCUGGGUUUCCUUCGAAUCGGGUUAUUGGGUCGGGUACUAAUCUCGAUUCCUCACGGUUUCGGUUCUUGAUUGCUGAUCAUUUUGAUGUCAAUGCCCAGGAUGUUCAGGCCAUGAUAAUUGGGGAGCAUGGGGACAGUUCAGUGGCACUAUGGUCAAGAGCAACAAUAGGAGAAGUACCACUUCUAUCAUUUCUAAACACCAAUAAAAUAACAUACAACAAACAAAGUCUAAACGAGAUUCAUAAUGAAGUUAUAAAUUCAGCCUAUGAAGUGAUUAAAUUAAAGGGUCAUACAUCUUGGGCCAUCGGGUACUCAGUUGCUAACUUGGCCCGGUCCAUUUUAAGGAACCAAAGAAGGAUUCACCCUGUUUCUGUGCUUGUUACUGGGUUUUAUGAUAUUCAUGGUGGUGAAGUGUUCCUUAGCUUGCCUUCUUUGCUUGGAAGAAAUGGAGUUUUGAAUGUCAUUAAUAUGCCUCUUACUGAUGAAGAAACUCAACUUCUUAGAAAUUCUGCUUCCUCUAUAUUGGAAGUGCAAAACCAACUUUUAAUAUGAUGAAUUGAUG
Messenger RNA from Amaranthus tricolor (Joseph's coat), 1107 nucleotides. RefSeq names its product L-lactate dehydrogenase B-like. Lineage: Eukaryota; Viridiplantae; Streptophyta; Magnoliopsida; Caryophyllales; Amaranthaceae. Bases 45 to 1097 code for a protein of 350 amino acids. The transcript is spliced from 2 exons. Gene Ontology annotation, biological process: carboxylic acid metabolic process. The record is from RefSeq and is a predicted model, not a curated record. Gene Ontology annotation, molecular function: L-lactate dehydrogenase (NAD+) activity. Gene Ontology annotation, cellular component: cytoplasm.